AUCUGGUGCAAGUAUGAUAUCCAAUUCUUAUUAAACUUGAAAAUUUGUUUUGAGAGCUUGUUAUUAAUUGUGUGUUUUUAACAGGUUUUUGAAGGAACGGUUGCUAGAUGUUAAUGGAUUAAGUAGACUAUAUGCAUUUUUAAAUCCUGGGGCCAUUGCCUCUGAUGCUGGGGAUUAUAAUGCCCGUUCUCGAGCACUGCGCAAACGUAUUCUUGAAAUUGAUAAUCCGGCUAAAUGGAUUAUUGCCCCCUACAACAAUUAGUAAGUAAAUUUAAAAUUUAUAGUUUCAUAAUUUAUAACUCUACAUAAUUUAUGGUUAAUCUAACAUGUUUGUUUGUGUAGUAAUAUGUAUCAUUGGAUGGUUGUACUUAUCCAACCAAGUACACAUACAGUAGCGUACUUGGAUUCCAACAAUGGAUAUGUACCAGAAGAUUUAAAAUACAUUGUUAACACGUCGCUCAACAUAGUUAAUAAAAGCUUAACUAACCGCAAUGAUCGUCCCAUUGAGUGGAUAACUCCGAUAUGUCCACAACAACCAGACGGGAAGCAAUGUGGAUAUUAUGUCAUGAAAUUUAUUGAGAGUUUCAUGAACGAAGAAGAUCCAAUACGCCGAGUGAGAGAAAUGGGUAAGAGCGAUCCGUACUCAAAUGACGAGAUGAAUAUUUUGCGUGAUCAGUGGAUUGAAUAUGUUCGAGCACAAGCAGUGCGACAAGGGCUUUUACAAUGAUUAGUUUCUAUUUUUGUUUAUACUUUAUCCUAACUAAUUAGUGACAAUAUACAGUAAAAAUUAAUUAAUGUAGGGAAAAUUUUACUAUGUAAAACAGGAUCUGUUUAACUUUCACUAAUGACAAUAUAUAUACUUUAUCCUAA
Cannabis sativa is the source of this 870-nucleotide messenger RNA. RefSeq lists its product as uncharacterized. Bases 347 to 727 code for a protein of 126 amino acids. Gene Ontology annotation, biological process: proteolysis. Lineage: Eukaryota; Viridiplantae; Streptophyta; Magnoliopsida; Rosales; Cannabaceae. The record is from RefSeq and is a predicted model, not a curated record. Gene Ontology annotation, molecular function: cysteine-type peptidase activity. The transcript has 3 exons.